AUGCUAGCAGGAAGUAUUUACCCGGACAUGUGUGAAAAAGUUAAAAUAAUGAAAAUUGGCAAACCUAAUCAUCAAGAUUUGUUGAAGAUCGAGGAUCCCGGUUCAUUCGAAAAGGAGACUUGGCUACUGGACGAAAAUGAGAAACGAAAUACAAUUCCCGAACUCAAAGAAGCCGGUAACGAGUUUUACCACCAAGGUAAAUACAAAGAAGCUGAAGAAAAAUACAUGUUGGCUCUCGGAUUCUUGGAACAAAUCAUGAUGAAACUCAAACCACGUGAAAAGGAAUGGGAUGAAUUGAACAAAAUAAAAACUCCACUGUUACUGAAUUUGGCUCAAUGCAAGCUUAUUUCCAAGGAUUAUUACCAGGUCAUAGAACACUGUACAUCAAUUUUGGACGACGAUCCUGACAACGUCAAAGCAUUAUUCAGGCGUGGAAAAGCAAAUAUAUCAGUGUGGAAAAUGGACGAAGCCAGAGAAGAUUUAAAACAUCUUUCAACUCUGGAUCCUAGUAUGCAGGUUUCAGUCAACCGAUUGCUCUGUCAAAUUAACGAAGCAUUGAAGAUAAAAGACGAUGAAGAUAGACAAAAAUUAAGGGGAAAACUAUUCUGA
Messenger RNA from Myzus persicae (green peach aphid), 609 nucleotides. RefSeq names its product AH receptor-interacting protein-like. The transcript has 4 exons. Gene Ontology annotation, molecular function: protein binding. NCBI's taxonomy places the organism in Eukaryota, Metazoa, Arthropoda, Insecta, Hemiptera, Aphididae. Bases 1 to 609 code for a protein of 202 amino acids. The record is from RefSeq and is a predicted model, not a curated record.